UGCUUCCCCCCGCGUCAUCCUAACCGUGGCCGGCCACUGGAGGCGUGACACAGCGAGGUGGGGGGACCUGCGACCCCUUAGCUUCCUGGCUCCUGCAUCGUGGCGGGUGAGGCCGAGCUGUCGCCAGGAGGCCCUCCCGGCUGUGCCGCAGCUGCACCCUCUCCACCUGGAGUGUCCCAGAGGGGCCGGCCAGUGAGGAAGAAGGGCACCGGGGCGGGGGUCCAGCCUCUGACCCCUCAGGGCUCGGAAGCCAGGGUGGAGGCUUGGCGCAGCCGGGAGGCCUCUGAGGCCUCUAGUGGGAACACCUGGCCUGGGGGAGGGCUUAAAGCCCGGGAGGGUGCAGGCAGGUGCCGGCAGGCAGCGUGGAGGCGAGCGCGCAGGCUCUGCCGGCCCCUCCUGCCCCAUCCGCCAUGUGGCCCUUCCUCAGCCGCGCUCUCUUCCCGCCCCCCACUGAGGCCUGGCUGAGGAGGGCUUCUUCAGACCCCGAGGCCCAGGGCUGGGGGGCCUGGAGCCAGGCUGAGAAGAGCCCUCUGGGCCCGGGGGCUGGAGACACGGAGGAGGAGGAGACGGGGGAAGCGGAAGAGCGCGAGGAAGACGCAGGCUUCUUGCUGUCUGUCCUGGAGAGGGGGCACCUGGCCGAGUGCCCGUUAGCUGACCAGGAGCUGGAAGCCAUCAGACUGAAGCUGUGGGCCAUGGAGCAGGCCCAGCGACCGGAGCCGCCCGGGGAGCAGGGCCCAGAGGGGGAAGAGGAAGACGCCAGGGCCCUGCUGGCCGGGAAGCUGCUGAGCCCCGAGACGGACAGCCCCACGGAGGCGGUGGAGGCCGAUCACAGAUCCGUCUACGUGGGCAACGUGGACUACGGGGGCACAGCCCAGGAGCUGGAGGCCUAUUUCAACCACUGCGGGGAGAUCCAGCGGGUCACCAUCCUGUGCGACAAGUUCUCUGGACACCCCAAGGGCUAUGCAUACAUAGAGUUUGCCACCGAGAGCUCGGCCCAGGCCGCUGUGGAGCUGGACAAGAGCGUCUUCCGAGGCCGGGUCAUCAAGGUGCUGCCCAAAAGAACCAAUUUACCAGGGAUCAGCUCCACGGACCGCGGGGGCCUUCGGGGACACCCAGGCGCCAGGGGGGGACCCUUCCCCCACAGCAACUUCCAGGGCGGGGCCCGUUUCAGACCACGGGGGCGGAACCGGUGGGCCGGGCCCUGGGAGGGCGGGAUCCUAUUGGAGCGGGGCCCGGUGGGCGGGGCUCUGUUGGGCCUGGCUGGGUCCGGUGGGCGGAGCCCUGGAGGCCGCUCGCUCCCCGGCCUCUCUCCGGGCAGGGGGCGCGGAAGAUUCUCGCCGUGGUAUUCACCGUAUUGAAGGGAGGGCCCGAUUUUGAGAGUGGGGCUGCCUCUGGGUCAGGAGUAGACAGCCGUGCUCCUCGUGCGACCAUUUACUCCGCGCAGAAUAACUAUCCGUCCCCCUUCCCUCGGCGGGAGGACAGCCCAGACCCCACGGCCGAAGCCACCGGUCGCGAAGCAGGGCACGGGGUGGACCUGGCACGCGGGCUAGUCGGGGCUUUGGAGGGGACCGGGCAAAGCUGCGGGCAGGUGAGGCCCAGGCAGCGUCGGGUCAGCUUCGGGGCGGCAUACUCAGGACUGUUCCACUAACGCCUUUUACAGAAAAGUAGAAAUGUGUGUCUUACUGGUAAAGCAUAAAUUAUUAAACUUGAAUAUUUUUUAAAAGCA
Lagenorhynchus albirostris (white-beaked dolphin) is the source of this 1726-nucleotide messenger RNA. It is a transcript of the gene PABPN1L, whose product is annotated as PABPN1 like, cytoplasmic. The record is from RefSeq and is a predicted model, not a curated record. NCBI's taxonomy places the organism in Eukaryota, Metazoa, Chordata, Mammalia, Artiodactyla, Delphinidae. The transcript has 6 exons. Gene Ontology annotation, molecular function: RNA binding. The coding region runs from base 411 to 1358 and encodes 315 amino acids.